Molecule: messenger RNA, 1146 nt
Organism: Alosa sapidissima (American shad)
Lineage: Eukaryota; Metazoa; Chordata; Actinopteri; Clupeiformes; Clupeidae
Gene: barhl1a
Product: BarH-like homeobox 1a
Exons: 3
Coding region: 1-912 (303 amino acids)
Biological process (GO): regulation of transcription by RNA polymerase II
Cellular component (GO): nucleus
Molecular function (GO): DNA-binding transcription factor activity, RNA polymerase II-specific; RNA polymerase II transcription regulatory region sequence-specific DNA binding
Source: RefSeq, a predicted model, not a curated record
AUGGAGGUUUCUGCAAACGGCUCGAGUUUUGCCAUUGAGUCCUUGCUCGCUCACAGGAGCGUGACUGUACUAACUUCCAGAGGUGGCAGCGCGGGUGGACAGUGCCGGUCCCCGGCGGCUCUGAGCCAUGGGUCGGACCUGGAGUCGGAGUGCUCUUCGCUUCCCUCCCCGCGCAGGGACUCCGUGGAGGACAAGGUGCAGAGACUUCCACCCUCACAAAUCUCCCAGCCGAGGACUAUGGCUUCUUCCUUUCUUAUCAGAGACAUCUUGUCCGACUGCAAACCGCUAGCCACUUGCGCUCCCUACUCCAGCGACGCACACCGAGCGCACGAGGAUGACUUUCUGGAUAAAGACCACGAUUCCUCUUCAGAUUGUGAUUAUAAUGUUAGGGACGACACAGACCGGGAGAUCUCGAGCAGUCGCGACAGCCCCACGGCACGCAUGAAGAAGCCCCGGAAAGCGCGCACGGCCUUCACCGACCACCAGCUCGCGCAGUUGGAGAGGAGUUUCGAGCGGCAGAAGUACCUCAGCGUGCAGGACCGGAUGGAGCUCGCGGCCACCCUCAGCUUGACGGACACACAAGUGAAGACGUGGUAUCAAAACCGCAGGACGAAAUGGAAAAGGCAGACUGCAGUUGGGCUCGAGUUGCUGGCCGAGGCGGGAAACUACUCGGCUCUACAGAGGAUGUUCCCGUCACCAUAUUUCUACCCUCAAGGUCUGGUCUCCUCCCUAGACCCCGGCGCGAGCAUGUACUUGUACCGGGGAGCCUCCGCGCCUCCCCCGCCUCUUCAGCGCGCUCUGGUUCCGAGACUGUCCCUUCUCCACGAGCUUCAGGGCGGUGAAGCCCUGUCGGCCCCUCCCCAUCUCGGGCCCCUGGCCACGGCUCUGUCCCGACCGACCCCACAUCGCUGAACCAACAGAGACUGGACCCAGCCCUCCACGGUCAGGACUGAGUCGGUGACACUAGGACCAGGCAGGUGCCCAAUUCAAGGACUCAGAUGAACCGUUGGUCCCGAUCGCCCCCCUCCUCUCAGGACAGACUCUGUGUGCUUUAUAAACCUGGAGUCAGAACGCCACGGACUUUACAUGGUCGUGAGGUUGUACAUGAUCAAACGAAUGUAGCUUACAUUAUUUAUUAAAACAGAA